Molecule: messenger RNA, 7070 nt
Organism: Coturnix japonica (Japanese quail)
Lineage: Eukaryota; Metazoa; Chordata; Aves; Galliformes; Phasianidae
Gene: POMT2
Product: protein O-mannosyltransferase 2
Biological process (GO): protein O-linked glycosylation
Cellular component (GO): membrane
Molecular function (GO): mannosyltransferase activity
Source: RefSeq, a predicted model, not a curated record
UCAGAACAUAUUACUCAGAUUCGAGCUCAGUGCUUGCUGAUCUUUAAAGUCCCUUCCAACCUAAGCCAUUCUGUGCAAAACUUGAGGGGUCAUAUUUCUUUCUCUAGCUUUUUGUCCUGCAUAAAUAAGGCAGCUGGAGAGACUGUCUGGCUCUCUGCAGCUGCCAGUGCAGAAACACAGCUCAGGGAAACACACCGAUGGAAGCAAAGCUGUGUGCAGUGCUUCUGUCUCAUUGGGCAGCAGCUGCCAGCUCCUUGUAGGAGGUCCUGGGGCUCCUGCUGCCUUCCUGCCAUCAGUACCAGCUCAAUCUCAGGCUGGGCUGCAGGGAAAGAAACAAGAACUGUGACUUCUAAAUAUACACACAUACAUAUAAAAGCACACAGUGUCUAUGAAAUACUCUGCCUCGUUUUCCCCGGGCACUUGGCUGACAGCAUUUCGGCUUGCAAUGUCCUUUCACCUGUUGCAGACUCUAGUCCCUCAGCUGGCAGAGCCGUUCCUCUCGACCCCUCUCUACAGCUCCUCGUCCCUUUGCAGCCUGCACUAUCAUUUGUAACUAAAUCGCCUUAAACCAAUUGCUUCCCCCUAUCAUCUCAAGGAGCAGAGCUGCGGAUCUGUCUUCAUUAACCACCAUUUCCGCCCCUCUGCAAUCCCACGGGCAGCGGAAGGCAAUGAAGCGUACACAAAGGCAGCAAGCGGCCGGAGCCGGCUGAGCGAUGGGGACGUGGCUCCGCCGCCUUCCAUCGGCUCACACCCCGCUGCCGCCCGCCCCGCUCCCGAACCGCCGGUACCUUGGCUGCAGCACGGCUCAUCCCGGCAGCGGCCGCGGCGCCCCGACAGGACUACGGCUCCCGGCGUGCCCCGCACUCCGCCUCCCGGCUCGCCCCGCUCCCGGCCUGCUGCCGCGCGGCGGAGCGCCGUCCAUGCCGGCGGCGGGGGGAGACAGGGCCGGGCCGGGCCCGCUCCGGCAGCGGGGAUCCCGGCGGCCGCAGGGAGCGCCGGCCGCCUCCGCGCUGUCUGCUCGUCCUCCUGCGGGCUGCAGGGCCGCGCUGGGCCUCGUCACACUCCUCAGCUUCGCCUCCCGCUUCCACCGCCUGCCCGAGCCGCCGCACGUCUGUUGGGAUGAAACCCACUUUGGGAAGAUGGGAAGUUACUACAUUAACCGGACCUUCUUCUUUGAUGUCCAUCCUCCCUUGGGGAAGAUGCUGAUUGGACUUGCUGGCUACCUGAGUGGAUAUGAUGGAACGUUUCCUUUCCAAAAGCCAGGGGACAGAUAUGAACAGCACAACUACAUGGGAAUGAGAGGGUUCUGUGCAUUCCUUGGCUCCUGCCUGGUACCCUUUGCCUACCUCACAGUGCUAGAGCUGUCCAAGUCUAUGCCAGCAGCCUUACUCACAGCUUUCAUCCUUAUUUUUGAUACAGGCUGUAUUACUUUGUCUCAGUACAUCCUGCUUGACCCCAUUCUGAUGUUCUUCCUUAUGGGAGCUGUUCUGAGUAUGGUGAAGUGUAACUCCUGUUCAGAUAGGCCAUUCUCUGCCUCCUGGUGGCUCUGGCUGAGUCUGACUGGGGUGAACCUUGCUGGAGCAAUGGGGGUGAAGUUUGUUGGCCUCUUUGUAGUCCUGCUGGUUGGUCUGAACACAAUCUAUGACCUUUGGGACUUGCUGGGGAACCUCAACGUGUCACUGGUCAUGUUUGGGAAGCAUCUCCUGGCUCGAGUGUUCUGCCUCAUCUUGCUUCCGCUCACCCUCUACGUGGCAAUGUUUGCUGUUCAUUUUGAAGUAUUAAAUAAAAGUGGUCCUGGGGAUGGUUUCUUCAGUUCUGCCUUUCAGUCCCAGCUGAUUGGGAACAAUCUUCAUAAUGUCUCCAUUCCAGAGCAUUUGGCCUAUGGGUCUGUGGUCACAAUGAAGAACCUUCGGAUGGCAGGAGGUUACCUUCACUCCCACUGGCACCUCUACCCAGAGGGCGUUGGGGCUCGCCAGCAGCAGGUCACAGCCUACUUACAUAAGGAUUUGAAUAACCUGUGGAUUAUAAAGAAGCAUGAUUCAGAUACAGCAGAUCUGUUGGAUUCCUCCAGCCCUGUGGAGUUUGUGAGGCAUGGAGACAUCAUUCGCCUGGAACACAAAGAAACUUCUAGAAAUCUUCACAGUCACCAGCAUGAGGCUCCCCUGACAAGGAAGCACUUUCAGGUCACUGGCUAUGGCAUAAAUGGAACAGGAGAUUCCAAUGACUUUUGGCGGAUCGAAGUGGUGGGCAGAAGGGCUGGGAAGCUUAUCAAAGUCCUACGGAGUAAAAUCCGGCUCACACAUGUGGCCACUGGGUGUAUUCUGGGCUCUUCUGGAAAGACUCUGCCAAAGUGGGGUUGGGAACAAGUGGAAGUCACCUGCACACCAUACGUGAAAGAGACUCCCAAUUCCCUCUGGAACUUUGAAGAUCAUAUAAACCCUAAGUUGCCUAACAUCAGCCUGGAUGUUUUGAAGCCUUCUUUUGUGGAAAUUCUGCUAGAAUCCCACAUGGUUAUGAUCCGGGGAAACAGUGGCCUGAAACCAAAGGACAAUGAAGUUACAUCCAAACCCUGGCACUGGCCCAUCAACUACCAGGGUCUGCGUUUUUCUGGUGUCAAUGAGACAGAUUAUCGAGUUUAUUUGCUGGGAAACCCGGUGGUAUGGUGGCUGAAUCUGUUCACUAUUGGGCUAUAUCUUCUGAUAGCAAUUUCUACUGCAGUGGCACUGAAGAGAGGUGUCCAACUGACUUCUGAACACAAAGAGCUGUCUCGAGUUGUGCUCUGUGGCGGAGGGCAGGUUGCUCUGGGCUGGCUCCUUCAUUACCUACCUUUCUUCAUGAUGGGCCGAGUUCUCUACUUUCACCACUACUUUCCUGCCAUGCUUUUUUCCAGCAUGUUGACAGGAAUCACCUGGGACACACUACUGAAGUUUUUUUCUCAGUUCUUGUCACCCGCUGCUACAGGUAGAAGAGUUUAUGGAGGGGGGAUCCUGGCACUGAUUCUGCUCAUCAUGUACAGCUUCUACCUCUUCCAUCCUCUGUCCUAUGGGAUGAUAGGACCCAUGGCGUCUGACCCCAGCAGCCCCAUGGCAGGGCUCCGGUGGAUGGACUCCUGGGAGUUCUAGAGCCACCAAAAGACCAUCUGGAGACAGAGAGUAAGAAGCAUGAGAACUGCUGCACAGCAAGCUGGUUCUGGCACUUUGGAUGACGUGUAAAGUGUCCUCUCUGGUGAAUUCUGGGUGUAGUAACUCUGUUGCUCUGGCAUUUGUUUGCACUGCCUGCAUUAGGAGAAUCAGAAGCUGAUCCUCUUAGAAAGACUCAUGUUAUGAAUCUUAAGGUGAUAUUCCCAAACGACUGGUUGGUUAGAUCUCAGUUCCUCUGAGCAGUACAUUGGGACUCUUCACAAGCAAACAGCAGUGGCAUUCCAGCAGUCAUACCAGUACAGGUUGGGGGUUGUAUGUAGUUGAAUGUUCACAUGUGUUUUUCCGUCUUCCUUCUUGCCAUUGCAGUUUGAGAGUCGGAUAGUUUCCAGAUAUUGGAACGUGAAUCAUGCUUCAUGACCUUUCUUAUGAUCAGGUUUUUCUUAAACCUUCAAAUAAGCGUGUGGGGAUCUCCUUACUGCUCAGCCUUGGCUGUCUGCAUUUUUAGCUUCAAGCCUGAAUUUUUAGAAUUUGACUGAAAGGGGUUUGUUUGAACCACUCCUGAACCACCGUGCCUCGUCUGUCUCCCAGGCCCUUUGCUGACAGAGAUGGAGAUUGUUUACCCCCUUAUACUGCAUUGCUUUCUGGUCACCUUUAAUCAUUUAUAACAGUCACCUUGCAGGCCUGUGCUCAGAGCCAGACUGUUCCAGCACUGCACUUUGUAGCUUCUUUGCUGUCUGAUGCUGCUGAGGAAAUUACAGUGGGAACAGCAGGUGAUUUAUUUUCUGCCCAGUGUGCUGUGAAGGCUGAUGUUUGGGGGGUGUGCUUUGGGACUAAAAUCAUUGGGUGAAAAUUUUAGAUAGCUGCCAUUUGUCUUUUGAUCCCAGCUAUCUUGGUGCCACUAUCUAUGUUCUUAGGAAAAAGGCUUCAUCUUAAGGAACAUAGCAGCUGCAGAAAUGGCCAUUGGCAUCUGCGCACUGUAUCCCAAUAUUGAGCAUGUUCCCUCCUGUAAAUGGAUGUCCAUCCGAUUACUAUAUAGGAGAAAAUGUGAGGUCAGGCUAAAAGUCUUUAAGUGUCCAGAGCCCUCGGAUGUUGAAUCCCCCCCUUCUGUGUAAGUGGAAUGUAAUCUAUCAGGUGCCUUUCUCCUGUAUUGGGUCUGUUUUUGUUAAUGUUCUUUGUAUUCCAUCUCCAGUUCUUUCCCCAGUUUGAGUUUCUUGUCACAAUUCUUGGUUGCUACUUAGACUCCAGCUGUGUUCUUGUGUCAAGAACUAAUAUUUGCAGAACUCUUUUAUGUAUGUCUCAAGGAACUCAGGCUUCUUGUUUCAGAUUUCUUGCUCUGCUUUUCAGCCUUGCAUUAAAGCUCGGGUACAGGUUUGUGUGUCUGCUAAAACAUCAGUUGUGCAUUCAUUUAUCAAGCCUUGAAUUCUAAUGCAACUCCUACAGCACAGAAGGGCUGCAUUAGCAUCCACAGGACAGUUUUCUGUGUGAGUGUCUGGGACUCCAGUCAGGCUGCCUUUCAUUCCUUUUCAGUAGAGGAGCCAUAGGCAGCUGCUUGCUGUUGUUAGCUUCUGGCUCAGAGUGCCACAGCUUUCUGCAGAAGCCGACUCCUAUAGAAGCUCACACAGAUGGCCUGUGAUUUUGAUUCUAAAGGUUUUGAGUUUAUCACCUGCUGGUAGUUCGUGGUGGGAAGUUGUUACACUAAUUAGCUACUGGAUUUAAUGAUUCUUUUCUACUUGCCUGUUGCAAGCAGUGCUCCCACCUGCGUGAGCCAGGGGUUCAAAGAGAUGAUACAUAGGAGAGAAGGAUGUGGAAGAGGCUGCAGAAGAGCUGUCCUGCAUUAUUUCACAGCAACUGUGAAUUGUCAACUGUUGACAAUAUGGCAGACAGUGCAGUGCUGCCUUUGUAGCAGUGUGAUUCAGCAUCUUUGCUCAGGGUGAGACUAUCAAUGUAAUGCCUGGCUGUCUGAGUAUGAGUUUUUCCUAGGGUAGUGCUAUUGUCAGGGGGAAGGAUUUCCUAAGUGCUGAUAAAAGCUGUGAUCUGCAGGGUAGGGUUUUUUCCAGCCUUUAAUUUGCAUUUAACAUCAAAAAACAACAAUAAGCAAACAAAACUAGAAAAUUUGUGUUAUGGGAUGAUAGAUUCUAACAUUCUUUAUCUGUUAUUCAUCUGAUAGAAGGCACAAAUCAGCUCAGUGACCUCAGCUAUUUUGCUAACGUUGAAGGUGUCUGAAUUGUAAGAACUACUUGAGGAAGGUGAGCCACCGUGUUGCUUGGUCAGAGUACUUCAGUCCUCUGUUGCUGAUAGCAGUGGGUGGGCAUUGGUGGCUCAGUGCAGACAAAGGGUGUGCUGGGUUUCUUUUCUUUUCUUUGGGAUGGCCAAUUCAGAAAGUUUCUUGCAGACAGUUGGCUGGAAUUGAGACUGGCCUGUUUGUGAGGCACUGUGUGCUGGUAGCGGCGUGGAGAUGUACAGUGAAAAAAUGCAGAUAUUCCACCAGGGGGAGCAACCUCCAGCUGCAUUUUUUAAUGAUUCUUAUUUUUGAAUCUGGAGUUAAAAACAUGAAAAGGAUGAUGUUUGAAGACUAGAGGGCAGGUAUGAAAAUGGAAUAUGUUGCGUCUGCCACUUCUGGGCUCCAUGGGUUGGGUUUUCAUGUAACUGAAAUGAUGCUGCUGUAUUCUUUCUGCAGAAGAAAAGUGAAACAGUAGUAUUUGAUUCAAUAUUUACUUCUCAAGAACUAACAUGUAAACAGAAACCUGCCUGCUCUGGUCAUAGCUGGAACUCUGGUCAUAGUAACCAACAUUUUGUGAGUAAAAAUGUAUUUGGGUUCUCUUACCGACAUUGACGUAAAAAGACUGAUGUGGUGCAGCCAUAAGGCAAAGGUUACAGGGCACCCUGCGUUUUGGACACAACCUGGGCUGCUUCAGUUCUGUUCUUCUUUUCGUGUUUGUGGAAUGAGUUCAGGCUCAUCCUGCAGGCUGAUUAUCACGGUCCUGUUCCUCAGCCACAUGGAAAAUAGCUCGCGGUGCUUUCCAGGGCCAGGAGAUGCUGUUCUCUGGAGCAGCUGUUUCUUUGAAGUUCACUUGGCAGGGCUGCUUUUAUCCCUGGUGAAGUGUUUCGUCAAACGUUGUCUGUAAAGUCAGACUACAAAAAGCUGUGUGUUUUCAGGUUCCCUGUUACUUUUAAUUCUAAAACCUAUUUUUCACCUCUUCAGUCCUUGGAGGACAAACAAUAAAAGGCCUCUUGACUCAUUUGGCUCAUCCUAGAUGUGCCAUUCAUCUUAAAACAUGCAGCUCCCUCCAGACACCUCUGCACACACCUAUUCCAGCAGGAGGGACUGCCCCGUUUCCAGGAGGUUGGCUGCACACGCUACAAGGCAGAGCUGUGACUGCGGGAAGGGUUUGAAUGGAGAUUCCUCUGCUGGUAUUAAUCUUGGUUCAAGUGGAGGACUUGUGUUGUGUUCUGCCUGUUGGUGUCGUUCUCAGUUGUGUGAGUGGGACAGCCAGCACCGCUCUCAUUUGCAGCUUCAUUUUUGUACCUCAAUUGAAUGUUCUUGGUGCAUGGAGAGCAUUCUCCUUUUCAGCAAAGGGACUGCACUUGGAGCCAGAUGGGCCCCACCACAUUGGUCAAGUACCAGUUAUGAAAUCAAAAACAUGUGGACUGUUAGGACGUUAGGGGGGGUUCUUAAGUGAUUCUGUCCUAUAUUCUGGGCCUUUCUUACUAAUGAUGCUGUACGUGUGUGCACACAUGCACACGUGUGCACCCAUCCAUGAUCUGACUGUCUUCUGAUUUUUUUGGGAUGGGGUUUCUGCACUGUACAGUAUGCAGAGAGAAUGUAGGAGAAUGGUUCCUUGAGCUGUGAAUAUAUUUUGUACAGGGGAACAUGAAAAAUGUGGUAGAAUUUUUAAUUCAAUUUUGUAAUAAAUACCUCUUUCAAGCAUU